Messenger RNA from Tachyglossus aculeatus (Australian echidna), 2168 nucleotides. RefSeq names its product family with sequence similarity 133 member B (gene FAM133B). The record is from RefSeq and is a predicted model, not a curated record. The transcript is spliced from 11 exons. Bases 78 to 824 code for a protein of 248 amino acids. Lineage: Eukaryota; Metazoa; Chordata; Mammalia; Monotremata; Tachyglossidae.
GAGAAGAAGAAGAAGGGAAAGGUGGAGAGCCGGUCGGUCUCCCGCGGGAGGUCCCGGGCCGGGAGCCGCCCAGCGCCAUGGGGAAGAGGGACAACAGGGUGGCUUACAUGAAUCCAAUCGCCAUGGCCAGGUCCCGGGGUCCCGCCCAGUCAGCAGGGCCCACCAUACAGGACUACCUGAAUCGGCCGCGGCCCACGUGGGAAGAAGUGAAAGAGCAACUAGAAAAGAAGAAAAAAGGUUCCAAAGCACUAGCUGAAUUUGAAGAAAAGAUGAACGAGAACUGGAAGAAAGAGCUGGAAAAGCACCGAGAGAAGUUACUGGGGGGAAGUGAGAGUUCCUCCAAAAAGAAAGAGAGAAAGAAGAAGGAAAAGAAGAAGUCCGGUAGGUCUUCGUCGUCUUCUUCACCGAGCUCUGAUUCUUCCAGCAGCUCAAUGGAUUCUGAUGAGGAGGAUAAGAAACAAGGUAAGAAGAAAAGAAAAAAGAAGUACCGGCCGCACAAGUCUUCGGAAGCCUCGGGCUCUGAGUCCGAAUCCGACGGCAAGGACAGCUUGAAAAAGAAGAAGAAGUCCAAAGAUGAACACGAGAAAGAAAAGGACGUCAAAAGCGUCAGCAAGAAGAGGAAGAAGGUUGAUCACGGAGAUAAGCCAGCAUCAUCUGAGUCAUUCUCAGAGUCGGAUCCUGCAGAAGAGGUGCAAGCCAAAAAGAAGAAAAGCGGAGAAGAAAGAGACAAAGCCACAGAGAAAACCAAGAAGAAGAAGAAGCCUAAGAAGCACGGCAAGAAGAAGAAAAAGAAGACUGCUGGUUCGGGGCCGGAGUCUGCGUAAUGUUAAGAAAACCAUCAGGAUUUCCCUUUGAAGAAAGUGCAAUGUUUAGAGGAAACUUCAACUGUGAAAAUUAGGGCCCAUCUCACCGAAAUGCAUGAAUUUUCCCGAGUUUUUAGAAUUUUUCCUGGACUUUGGGUUGCCAGCCAGGCCCCACCAGGCCGGGAGAGGCCAGAGCCGUGGCCUGCCGCUUCCUCUGGGGGCUCGGCCUUGCCUUACUCGGCCCUCUUCUGGGGUUGGCGGGGGGGAGGCGCUCCCCCCUCUCCCUCCCCAACCCCAGAAGACCACCCACAGUAGCCCAGCUGGUCUUGAAAUCUUGGAAAUAAAGGCAAAUCUUUUAGCUAUUGGAAGUGGCAUUUUUGGCGAGAAGCGUCUAAUUUUCUGCCAGUUGAAAUGGAAGGCCACCCACAUCCUUAGGACGUGUUCAGUGGGCCGAAGCAGAGGAGCCCCGGUGACGACAGUUGGCGUUUUGGAAGCGCGGGCCUGCUGUCGGCUUCCUCCACGAUCGGUUGUUUUUUGUAGAUAAGUGUGUUUUCAUAGAAUUUAUUUCUUUUAAUAUGAUUUUGGGGACCCGGGCCGAGGACCGGGGGAAGGGGCCGGGAGGGAGGCUCGCGAUCAGCCUAGCCAGCCGGAUGGCGUGUGUGUGCCUUUGGUCCGAACGAAUCCCAUCCGUCUCUGCCCCUUCCCCACAGACCUGGUCCACUGCCGGCUUUCCUGGCCCGGACCUCAGUUGGGUCUGGAACCUCAGCCGGCUCCACGGGAAAGGGCAGCGAUCCCAGAGGGUCGGCCUCCACCCCGCUUCCCAUCGCUGUCCUCUUUUGGACUCUUUUCUAGGAGUAACUUGGGUUCUGUCUUUUGGAUCAGAGUCCCGGGUCCAGGUGGGGAGAGGAAUCAUUUUAAAUACACUGGUAUUUUUGGCAUUGAGAAAGUCUGCUGAAUUUUGUUUGCAUGUUUUCUACUGAUCUGAAUGGGAACGGAUUCGCCGGGAGACAUUCAGGAGGGGCCUGGGGUUGUGGGGGGAACCCUCUAUCUUUUGUAUAAGUUGUGUUCGGGCUGCAGCUCUCCCGGCAGCCCCCUCCUUGCUCUGUGUUCAGCUCCCGCCUGGGUGUUCGCGCACUCGGCUGAUGAUAUUUAGCAUGUACAAGGGCAGGUUUUUUGAUAUUCCACAGCUUCAUAUUGAAGCUGACUUUACUAGAAGCAAAUUCAGCGGCAGCCAGAUAUGCUCUGUGUCUUGUUUCACGAAACUGCUAUCAGAAUCUCAGUAAACACACCAUUUCAAAAGUUUGUUGUCUUUAUAUAUUGAUAUUGAAUGAAGGCACGGGUUAAAUUAAAGUGAGAAUGACCUGA